Blepharisma stoltei is the source of this 477-nucleotide messenger RNA. Lineage: Eukaryota; Ciliophora; Heterotrichea; Heterotrichida; Blepharismidae. The record is from the annotation of a GenBank genome assembly.
AUGCUUUCAAUCUCUUUUCUUAAUUUUUCUUCUUUAUAUGCUUCAAUUUUUUCUAAAAGCUUCAAUUUCUGUGUAUUUGGAAGUGAAGAAUGCCUAGGAGCAGAUGGGGAUGUAAAUUUUGUACCCCGACCUCUAAAGCGAAUUGUAAAGCUUUUAUUAUUUUGCUCAAUAGAUGGCAGUGUGACGUUUAGUGCUGAAACAUCGAGACCUUCUGAAAAUUGCUGCAGAGAGAACUGAGGCUUUGUUGGUGAUGGGAGAGCUGGCAUUGCUUCAAUAGAAGAAAAAUGCUUGCAUGGGAGUUUUAGGGUACAUAUGACACAACGACCUUGCUGAGGAAGUGUAGAACGGAGCUCACUUACUGCAAACUCAAAUUCUUUUUUGCGUAAUUCUUCAAGCGCCUUUUGGAGCUCUUGGCCUUUUUGAUUUAACGUUGCUUCGAUUGACUCUUCCAUAAAUAAAUAUUUUAGUGAAAUAUAA